AGUUGGAAGAAAAUACUUGUAGUUAAGAAGGUGGGUUAGAGGAGUGAACAUAGAUUUCGGUUUGCAUAUACUGAACUCCGUGCUCAGGAAAAGAAGACCUUGGGGCUUGGUCAUCAGUUUAUUAUUAUACUUUGCGCUUUGGAAAAGAAGGCGUCACAUCAUCAGUUUGGAAUUUAUUAACAAAACAGCGUCAUCGCUUCUUAAUUAUUGGUCAGAUCUAAAUCUUGCUUUUGGCUUGGAUAAACAUAAUAUUUUAUUGAAACAAGGCAUGGAUAAGCAUAUUUUUUUCAUACAGAGGAAAUAAAUCAUUUAAUAAAUUUUAUCAUUGUAUCAAGCCGAUAUGAUAGAACAAGAGUCUAACCUCAGGCCUAUGCAUACAACUAUAUGAUAGCCAGCACAUGCUGAGUUCACGAACCGAUAAAGAAAAAGUUCAAAAGAGGUAAAAACAUCCUCUUUGCCUGCCUGCCCCAGUUGGGCACACGUGGUUUAAGCACUUAAUUAGUGGCUGCCUAGUAUACAUAUGUGCAUAUUGGAUUGCUCUAUCGGUCCCUGUUGCAGUUGGUAUGAAGAGAAUGGGUCGUGAGAGAUAUGACUCUGAUUGGAAGGAAGUGAAGGUUAUCAAUGGCUACGCUGUGUUUAUGGCCUACUUGUCAUUCGCAGUGAGAGGGUUAGGCUUCCUGGUCAUGACGUGGACUACAGUGGUUCUUCUCGGUGGCUUUGUCUCUAUGGUAGACAAGCUAGAUUUCUGGCUUCUCACGGUGAUCACCCUAAUACAGAUACUCUGGAUCGAUGUCUCUUUCAAUCAAAGGAUAAGGUACAUUGGUGGUCUGUACUCGAACUUGAAGGGGGUGAACAGUAUAUUGACAGAUAAUGCUCACCCUGAGAACAGGGUACCACCAGAUGUAAAGCGAGCUGUGGUGGUGGUACUUGCAGUGAUCAGGCCGGUUCUAGCGCUGGUUCACAAAGUGAUGUUGCACAUGUACAUUGGCCCUCUGAUGUGUCUCCUAUGGUCUGGGAUGGUCAUCACCACUGUGAUUUCGAUACGAGGUCUAGUGCAACACAACCACUACGGAGACAAGGAUGUGGACAAAAAGAACAUGGAUCCGGCGCAUAAUGUCUUGUAUGUCUUAUGUGUUGCCCAAGGCGCCCUGUUCUUGUAUUAUUCUGUCUUGUUGCUUUCGGAGAAGAGGAUAGCUAAACAAGUGAGCCGAGCAUACGGCUUCAAAGAUGGUGGCCAUGCAGUUUUGGGCUACUUGCGCGAGAUUAAGAGGGGAUGCUUGAAGAGUCCAUCCUCUGCCAGAGGAAGGAACCUCGUCACUUAUGCUGUACAACUCAUGGAGUCCAAGUCACCUCAUUCGAGAGGAUCAUAUGAAAAAUUGAUGAGGGAAUCUGCUGCAAGGAUAGUGGAGUAUGUUGCUGUCGGGAUUCGUUUGGAGCAGUUCCCACGAGGGAUCCAAUGCAUAUCUACACUCCUCAACACCUUUGAAGAAUACCGUGGACUCCAGCCAUCGUCAUCGUCAUCACCAAACACAAACAAUAGUCAUGAUCAGGAACAAAGCAGCAGCACCAACGAUCAUUCUCCGCCAUCAGAUUCAGAAUCAGAUUCAGAGUCAGAAUCAGAAUUAGACUUGGACAGCCACGUCAAUUGGCGUCCAUCACCCAAGGAUACAAAGAGCAACUACAAUGCCCACUCGUUUGACGGAUACAAAAGUCUGGUGCUUACUGGCCUUCGUAUCAUUUGCAGCCUCGCGGGUAGUGAGCACAACUGCAGGAUCAUAAGCAACACCAGACAUCUUACCUGCAAGAUCAUGGCACCCAUCAGCUGCGAUCUAGUGCACAGUACCCAUCAUAGUGCAUGGUCCACUUGUGUAGUAGAGGAAUCGCUCAAGGUGAUGCUUCGGCUCGUAACUGCCGACGGAGAGACCGGGAUCCAGCUACGUCGACAGAUCUCAAACAACAAAGAAGCAAUCACCACCAUGGAAAGAAUUGUUACUUGUGUAGAAUGUAAAGGCCAAAAGCUACAUAUGAAGGCCAUUAAGAUCCUCACUCAAGUAUGCAGGGAGAAAACUGAAAUAAGGGAGUUUCUGGCUAAGAUACUCGUGAGCAUCUUUGUCAACGAUGACAGCAGCAACGACUCCAUCAGAAAGGCUGCGGGCAAAGCACUGGUUGUGCUGAUUUUCAGCAGCAAAAGCAUUGCCACCAUACUCCCCAAGGAGAAUGAUGAUGCAUCUGAGUUCGUUGCUGGUCUCGUUAAAAUAGUUUCACAAGUUGGGAACCACGAUGCAUGGCGAAAAAGUGCAGCGGAAAUUCUGGAGCAUCUAUGUGUUCAUUACACUGAUAAUGAAGAAUAUCUCCGCACACUCAAGAAUACCAUGACCUGCGUGAUACCAAAGGUGCUGAGAGAAAUAUUGUCGGUAGGUGAUGAGUCAAAGCCGGUGUAUGGCAGAUCAGAUGCGGACAUCGAAUGGCAAGUUGUCGACGGUGGGUAUGCUGCUUCACAAGUCAGUGUCAGAGGCACCACCACAAUCAACAACAAGUACAACAACAACUUGCAUGCUGCCCUGCUAUCCCUCUGUGUGACAGCAUGUGAGACAUUAAACCUUGAUCUCGACAUGUUGGGAGAAGGUGUGGCCUUCAGCUUGGCGAGGAAGAUGGUGCAGCUGAACAGCGGCAAUCUCACGGCCGACUGCCUGGCAACGAUGAAGCUUACCGUCAGGAUGGUGAUAGCGGCGCUGACGAAACUCAGGGGCGCCCCCGGCAUCAUCGUCAAACGAGCUGACCUGGAGAGCCUGAUGGAGUCUCUAUCCAGGGCUUCACAGACUAUGCUUGAUCUUGAGAGCUGCAUGGUUUUCGCUGCCGCCGGGCCAACGACGACAACGACCCUCGAUUCCCUGGUGGAACAGGCGCAAAGUCUCCAUGCCGAGAUCAAACUGCGAGAGCUGGAAAUCACGCCAGCAAGCCAGGCUAGUAGCUCUCUCGGUGCCAACAAGCUACUCUAG
This is a messenger RNA of Lolium rigidum, 2999 nucleotides long. RefSeq lists its product as uncharacterized. The transcript has 4 exons. Bases 564 to 2999 code for a protein of 811 amino acids. Lineage: Eukaryota; Viridiplantae; Streptophyta; Magnoliopsida; Poales; Poaceae. The record is from RefSeq and is a predicted model, not a curated record.